GGUAGGUUUCUGUGCUACGAAAUCACACAGACUCCUGGUCUAUGAGUAUCUGUCCAAUGGCUCAUUAGAUAGAUGGAUUUUCCAUGAAAAUGAUAACCCAAUUCUUGAUUGGAAAACCAGGAUGAACAUCAUAAUCGGCAUGGCAAAAGGGUUAUGCUAUCUUCAUGAAGAGUGCUGUCAGAAAAUUGCGCACUUGGACAUCAAACCGCAGAAUAUUCUCUUGGAUGAAAGUUUCAAUGCUAAAGUUUCAGAUUUUGGUUUGUCUAAGCUGAUAAGGAGGGAUGAGAGCCAAGUAUUUACCACCAUGAGAGGAACCCGGGGCUACCUCGCGCCGGAGUGGCUGAGUGCCGCCAUAUCAGAGAGGGCCGACGUUUACAGCUUUGGAGUAGUGGUCAUGGAAAUUGUCUGUGGAAGAAAGAACCUGGACCCUUCUCAGCCUGAAGAAAGCAGGCAUUUACUGAAACUGCUGCAACUCUCCGCACAAGAGAACCAGCUCUUAGAGCUUGUCGACAUGGUAAACGAAGAAAAAUCACAUUAUGGAGAAGAUGCAAUGAGAGUAAUGAGGAUUGCGAUGUGGUGCUUGCAGAAUGAUCACAACAAGAGGCCUCCAAUGUCUCAGGUGGUAAAGGCUUUGGAGGGAACCAUAGAACUGGAUGGCCACAUUGAGCUUGAUCCUUUCUAUGCAACGGAGCGGCGAUCGUCUUCACAGACGCAGAGUGGAUCAGAAACUCAAAGUGACACCCAAUCCCUUCUGCUUUCAGGCUCUAGGUAAAGCUUGGCUUCACAUCCAUGGUCCUGAA
Nymphaea colorata (pocket water lily) is the source of this 800-nucleotide messenger RNA. Its product is annotated as G-type lectin S-receptor-like serine/threonine-protein kinase SD2-5. Gene Ontology annotation, biological process: protein phosphorylation. The coding region runs from base 122 to 772 and encodes 216 amino acids. Gene Ontology annotation, molecular function: protein kinase activity; ATP binding. Lineage: Eukaryota; Viridiplantae; Streptophyta; Magnoliopsida; Nymphaeales; Nymphaeaceae. The transcript has a single exon. The record is from RefSeq and is a predicted model, not a curated record.